Phalacrocorax carbo (great cormorant) is the source of this 1885-nucleotide messenger RNA. NCBI's taxonomy places the organism in Eukaryota, Metazoa, Chordata, Aves, Suliformes, Phalacrocoracidae. The record is from RefSeq and is a predicted model, not a curated record.
GGCGGCGGCGGGUCGUACCUGGGCGCGGGCGGGGUCGGCCGGGACCCCCCGACCCGCUCCGGGGCCGGGGAGGGGGUCCCGGUAGAACGUCUCCUCCCUCAGGCCGCGGGGGACAUGGCGGCGGAGCGGGGUUCCUGGAGCAGCCUGACGGCGCUGCAGAAGGCCGCCGUGGUCCUGGGGAUCCCGGCCGGCACCGCCGUCCUCUACAUCCUGUACCGCAGGUACCGGGAGAGCCGAGAGGAGCGGCCGACCUUCGUGGGAGAUGAGGAGCUCGAAAUUGAGAUGCGAGUCCCGCGGGCGGCCGUGAAAUCCAUCAUCGGCCGGAGAGGAGCCACCAUCAAAAGGCUCAGCCAAGAGACGGGGGCUCACAUCGACGUGGAGAGAGAGGACGAGGGCGAGGAGGCGGCGCUGCUGAUCUCCGGCUCCCCCAGCCAGGUGUGCCGGGCGAAAGCUGCCAUCCACCAGAUCGUGACGGAGAGCACCCCGGUGUCGGAGCAGCUCUGCGUGCCCCAGAGAGCCGUCGGCAGGAUUAUUGGCCGGGGCGGCGAGACGGUGCGGGGCAUCUGCCGCAGCUCGGGGGCCAAAGUGCUCUGUGAGCGCGAGGCCGACACCGGCCUGACCCCGGUCAAGGUCAUCCAGCUCUCGGGGACGCGGAAGGAGGUAGCAGCUGCCAAGAAACUCAUCAUGGAGAAGCUGAUGGAAGACGACGCCUUCCGGAAGGAGCUGGCGCAGUCGACCGCGAUGCGGGGCCAGCGCAAGCAGCCCCUGGGCAGCCGGCGGGAGCCGGAGACGCUCCCCAAUGGGGCGCUGGAGCACAGGGAAGAGGACGGGGGCUCGUCCUGGGGGGAAGGCUCGCUCCUGGGCCACGCUGCCUUUGAGGAGUUGGAGGAGCUAGAGGAUGAGAGCGAGGAGCUGGAGGAGCCGGCGGCGGGGCCUGACGCAGCAGUGCCGAAAUUUGAGGUUCCCAGCCCCGAUUUCAGCUUCCAUGCUGACGAGCACCUGGAAGUUUAUGUCUCAGCGGCGGAAAACCCCAGUCACUUCUGGAUCCAGAUCAUCGGCCACCGCAGCCUGCAGCUGGACAAGCUGACCAGCGAGAUGCGGCAGUACUACCAGAGCAGCGGCCGCGCGGCAGAGCUCUCGGCCGUCCAAGCAGGGGACAUCGUGGCCGCUCCCUACAUGGAUGGCAGCGACUGGUACCGAGCCCGCGUCCUGGGCACGCUGGAGAACGGCAACUUUGACCUUUACUAUGUGGAUUUUGGGGACAACGGGGAGGCCCCCCGUGAGGCGCUGCGAGGCCUGCGGAGUGACUUCCUGAGCCUGCCCUUCCAGGCCAUCGAGUGCAGCCUGGCUGGGAUCAUGCCCGCUGGAGAUGCAUGGCAAGAGGCAGCUCUGGACGAGUUUGACCGACUCACCCACUGUGCCAUGUGGAAACCUCUGGUGGCAAAAAUUUCCAGUUACACCCAGUCCGGGCUCUGCGCCCGGCCGAGGGUCAGGCUCUACGACGUCCAGCAUGGCCAGAACCUGGAUGUCGGAGCAGAGCUGGUGCGGCUGGGAUACGCCAUCCCCUGUCCCCAGGAGGAAGAGGAGGGGGCAGUGGGGGACAGCCCCCUGCAGAGGGUGAGGGAGGCCACAGUAGAGACACUGGAGAAUGUCACCUCUGCCUCCAGUCAGAGCCUGUUCUCAGAGCUCCGGCAAAGCCCCGAUGCUGCCUCAGGCCCCGGCAAGGGCCUCGUCCCGACGGUGGGGAGCUCCCGAUGAUGCCGGCGGUGUUGGCCAGCGUGACCCGCCCUCCGCAGCCUCCCUGGGACGGCAGAGCGGGGCAGUGUGGGGCUCUGCUCCUGCCUGUGCCAAGGACAGCCAGUUCCUCCCCACGGAUCCAGCGCUG